AUGAUCUCCUCCCUCCUAACCCGCCUAACCCGCCCCUUCACAACAACAACAAGCAUGUCAAUCACGCCCCCCGCCCCCGUCUCCCUCCCGGAAGGCGCCCAAAAAGCCACCAUCGCAGCAGGCUGCUUCUGGGGCGUGGAACACCUCUACCGCAAACACUUCGCCUCCAAGGGCCUCAUCGACGCCCGCGUAGGCUACAUCGGCGGCGACCUCUCCAACCCGACCUACCGCGCCGUCUGCGGCGGCGACACGGGCCACGCCGAGGCCCUGCAGGUCGUCUUCAAGCCCGAAGAAGUGAGCUACCGCCAGCUCCUCGAGUUCUUCUACAAGAUGCACGAUCCCACGACGGCGAACCGCCAGGGUCCCGACACGGGUCCGCAGUACCGGAGCGCGAUUUUCUACCACGAUGAGGAGCAGGAGAAGGUUGCGAAGGAGGUUACGCGGUUGGCGAAUGAGCAGUGGUAUAAGGGGGCUAUCAAGACGCAGGUUGCGCCGGCGGGACAGUGGUGGGAUGCGGAGGCGUAUCACCAGCUGUAUUUGGACAACAACCCAGGCGGGUAUGAGUGCCCCAGUCACUUUUUGAGGACGUUUCCCCCGCUUGAGGGAUGA
Messenger RNA from Colletotrichum abscissum, 609 nucleotides. Its product is annotated as peptide methionine sulfoxide reductase. Bases 1 to 609 code for a protein of 202 amino acids. The record is from RefSeq and is a predicted model, not a curated record. The transcript has a single exon. Gene Ontology annotation, molecular function: peptide-methionine (S)-S-oxide reductase activity. NCBI's taxonomy places the organism in Eukaryota, Fungi, Ascomycota, Sordariomycetes, Glomerellales, Glomerellaceae.